This is a messenger RNA of Heteronotia binoei (common prickly gecko), 776 nucleotides long. Its product is annotated as myoD family inhibitor-like. The transcript has 3 exons. Bases 95 to 694 code for a protein of 199 amino acids. Lineage: Eukaryota; Metazoa; Chordata; Lepidosauria; Squamata; Gekkonidae. The record is from RefSeq and is a predicted model, not a curated record.
GCUUCAAGGAGCAGGCUGUGGCCACCGCUGAGCCUUCUCUGAUCUAGUUGCCACUCCACAUUCGUCCUCUCCUUGUCACGGUUUCAGUUUCCAGAUGUCUGCUGUCAACUCGGACGCACCUGGUGGGACUGAAGGAAGAAAUGCAGAACCCAGUAAAGGGCCGGCAGACUCUCCAAAAGCCACUCCAGGCUCAGAGCUCCCGUGUCCCACCAGCCCUGGCAUCACCAGCUUCCCUUUCCAGCAGGGGAAGGUUCCCCUCCAUCCUGUCUAUGCCAACGGCUUCCGGGUUCCUCCGAGCUCCGUGAAGCAGCAGCCGCCGCCGGGGAAGCAGAGAGUCAGCUCUACUGCAUCCGUCUGCUCCAAAAGCAGUCAAAAGAGCUGCAAAUCCACAGCCUCUCAGAUCCAGGAGGUGGCUGGGGAUGACUGCUGUGCCCACUGUGCCCUCGCCUGCCUCUUCUGUGAGUUCGUCUCCCUCUGCGUGCUCGCCCUGGACUGUGUGGCCUGCGGGGGCUGCCUGAAGGCUUGCUGCGGCGGGGACGGCGGGGAACCGCUGGCGGAGUGUUGCUGCUGCAGGGAAGCGGGCGGAGGGAACUGCCCCUGCGGCUUCGGGUGCGGGAUGCUGCAGGAUUGCUGCGGUUCCUCGGACUGCCUGGAGAUCUGCCUGGAGUGCUGCUCAAUCUGCUUCCCGGCUUGACGCCGGGGGAUUUGGCUCCAAGUCCCAGAUGGCCGCCCUGGACCCAGACUUGACUGAACACAUAGGUGGCCUGUCUGCUCCU